Messenger RNA from Agrilus planipennis (emerald ash borer), 2700 nucleotides. It is a transcript of the gene mal, whose product is annotated as molybdenum cofactor sulfurase 3. Lineage: Eukaryota; Metazoa; Arthropoda; Insecta; Coleoptera; Buprestidae. Gene Ontology annotation, biological process: Mo-molybdopterin cofactor biosynthetic process. Gene Ontology annotation, molecular function: molybdenum cofactor sulfurtransferase activity; pyridoxal phosphate binding; molybdenum ion binding. The transcript is spliced from 9 exons. The record is from RefSeq and is a predicted model, not a curated record. The coding region runs from base 280 to 2700 and encodes 806 amino acids.
UUUGUCAGGUACUGUAACCACCGUCUUAGAAGACUUGUAUAAAUGUCAAAAUCGGUGAGCGUUAUCUAUGAAAAUAACCUCACUUAAAAUAUGAAUUAAACUUAUCAAUUGUGAUAUGUUCUGAUUAAUAAAAGUGAUUAAUUAUACAACAAGGCUGUUUCAUAAUACUGUUUAAAGCGUAAUAAUAAGAAGACAAAUAUUUUUGUAAGAUAAAAUGAAUCUAACAUCACGUUUUGAUUACAUUACAUUUGCUAGUUACGGAUCAGAAUUCAGAAUCAAAUGGGUGAAAAUUAUAAUAUAAGUAAAAUACAAUUUAAAAAUGUAUAUUCGACAUUAUCAAUCGAUUUAAUAAAAAGAGAAUUCUGUAGAUUACAAGGACAGUGUUAUUUAGAUCAUGCAGGUACAACACUUUAUUCUGAAGUACAACUCUCAAAAAUCUUUGAAGACCUUCAAAAAAAUUUUUAUGGCAAUCCACAUGCCAAUAACACCUCUAGUAACUUAACAGAAGAUGUGAUUGAUCAAACUAGAAAUGAAAUUUUACAACAUUUUAACACUAAUAUUGAAGAAUAUUCAGUGGUAUUUACAUCAGGGGCUACUGCAGCAUUGAAGUUAGUAGGGGAAUCGUUCUUUUAUAGCAGAGAAGGAGAACAAGAUGGAAUAUUUGGGUAUUUAGAUGAUAAUCAUACAUCAGUUCUUGGCAUGAGAGAGUAUGCCAAUGAAGUAAGAUGUAUUUCCAGUAGUGAAGCAUUUGAUUUGUUCAAUUCAGAAUGCAAAAGUUCCCAAUAUGAGAAAAAUUGUCAUUCCUUAUUUGUUUACCCUGCACAAAGUAAUUAUUCUGGAUACAAAUAUCCAUUAUCAUGGGUCUCAAUCAUACAGAAAGGCAUUUUAAAUAAUCAUGUAUCUCCAAAUAAAAAACACAAAUGGUUUUGUAUGUUAGAUGCUGCUGCUUUUAUUCCCAGCAAUCAUUUAAAUCUUUCCUUAUAUAAGCCAGAUUUUGUGUGCUUAUCUUUUCAUAAAAUUUUUGGAUACCCUACUGGACUUGGGGCUCUUUUAAUUAAAAAUUCAAGUGUUGAUGUCCUACAGAAGAGAUAUUUCGGGGGAGGUUCAGUUUCAAUGGUUUUAACCAGAGAUAAAGUUCAUGUCUCUCAAAACAUUAUAAGUGGAAGAUUCGAAGAUGGAACACUGCCUUUUCUAUCAAUUAUUGCAGUGCGACAUGGUUUCAGCACCUUAAAACGAUUACAACUUUCUACAAACCUUAUAUCACAUCAUACAUUUAAUCUUGCUAAAUAUGUAUACCAGUCCUUGCUCUAUUUACGUCACUCUAAUGGAGAACCAGUUGCUGUUCUUUAUCACGAUUCCCAAUUUGAAAAUUCAAAUGUUCAAGGAGGAAUAGUAAACUUCAAUUUAUUAAAAUAUACAGGGGAAUAUGUGGGAUAUGCAGAAGUAAAACAUGUUGCAAAUUUGUUUGGUAUUCAUUUAAGAACCGGAUGCUCCUGUAAUCCUGGUGCUUGUCAAAGGCACCUUCAACUCACCCCAGAAGAAGUGAGGAGACAUUUUGACUUAGGACAUGUUUGUGGAGACGAAAACGACCUGGUUAAUGGGUAUCCCACAGGUUCAAUUCGAAUUUCUUUUGGAUACAUGUCAACGAAAGAAGACGCAGAUGUUUUUUUGAAAAUGAUUGUGGAUUGUUUUGUUCAUAAACCAGUCAUUAAUAGAUCACCGAACAAUUUAACAAAACAAGAAAAAUAUGACUUUGCACGUGUAGUUAAAAAUCAAGAAAACAGCUUAAAUAAUCGAACUGUAGUUUCAUGUAACGAAAAAAGCUUAGAUAUAUUUAAUCGCUAUUCCGUUACCAGUAAUGAUUCGUAUACUGAUAAUGACAAUGUUACAAAGGGAAUCCUAGAGCAGGUGUUUAUAUACCCAAUAAAGUCUUGUGGUUUUUAUAAAAUCGAAGAAAAAUGGGAAUUGAUCUCUACAGGAUUAAAAUAUGAUCGCGAGUGGAUGAUUAUUAAUGCAUCGGGGGUUGGUAUAACACAGAAACGCGAACCACGUUUGUGCCUUUUAAAACCAAAACUUAACAUUCAAGAAGGUACAAUGGACUUAGAGUUUCAAGGAAAGGUUUUCAGGUCUUUGCCACUAAAUGUGCCUCAUUUUGCAAGGAGGAGUGCCUCAAAAUGCCUUAGUAAAGUAUGCGGAGACAAAAUUGAAGGAUGGGACUGUGGAAAUGAAAUCGCUAAUUGGCUUGAUGAAAUAUUUGAAAAGAAUGGUUUGAGAUUAAUAAAACAGUGUACCGAAGACGAGCAUUCUACUGCUAGAACUUCAAAAGAUUCAUCUAAAUCAGCAAUUUCAUUAAGCAAUCAAGCUCAAUUUCUUUUAAUUAAUACCGAAAGUAUUAAUUAUCUUUUAGAUAAAUUAUCUCAAGAAAACUUCAUGGAGUCUCCUCACGAUUUUAUGACUCGCUUUCGUCCCAAUUUUGUCGUUAAUUUAAAUGAACCAUUUCUAGAAAUUAAAUUAAGGGAACUCCAUAUUGGGAAUUUAAAAUUUAAUUUUGUUGGUCGAUGUAACAGGUGUCAUAUGAUUUGUGUUAAUCAGUUUACAAGUAAAAAAUCACACGAACCAUUACAAGCCUUAUCAGAAAACCUCGAUGGAAAAUUACAAUUUGGUAUAUAUCUGUCCCAAAAUGAAGNUAUUAAUAGAUAG